Messenger RNA from Suillus paluster, 1131 nucleotides. RefSeq lists its product as uncharacterized. The transcript is spliced from 3 exons. NCBI's taxonomy places the organism in Eukaryota, Fungi, Basidiomycota, Agaricomycetes, Boletales, Suillaceae. The record is from RefSeq and is a predicted model, not a curated record. The coding region runs from base 1 to 1131 and encodes 376 amino acids.
AUGGAUGACGAUUUUACGUUUGGAGCUUCAGUCUGGGGUAUACCCAAUGAACCAACACGCCUCACAAAUAUCACAACAUCAUUUCCCUCACUUGAAUCUCCUGUGCUGCCAUCUCCUGCACCUUCUCAAGACCGACUAGACGACUACGAUGACUUUCAUACGCCACCGCAAACACACAACCCAUCUAUUGUGCAGGAUGAUGAUUUUGGUGACUUUGGAGAUUUCGGAGAGGCGGAGGACCUAGAGGGCAGCAGGAAUUUCGGACACGAUGCAGAUUUUGACCAGGGUGCAGAUUUUGGGGAUUUCACAGAAGAUGCUACGUUUCAUGAAGAGCCAAUACCGGGUCCAUCUCAUACCAUCUGGGAGCCGCUCAGAUUAAACCCCCUACCUUCCAGAGAAGACUUGGAGAGACAGAUCAACCGCAUCCUGGAUCCCGUAUGGAUUCGGGAUAUAUCUUUGUUAACCACAGAUGAAGAUAUCAGACAGGCAGAGGGUGUUAGCCAAAUAUUAGUCACACCUGAAAGUCGUGGUUUAUACACCAUGCUGAUGGAUUCGCCGCCUCUCAUGGAGCCCAUAAAUUGGACGCGCUCACGCAUUCGACAGCAACAUUUAAUCGCUCUUGGACUACCCGUGAACUUAGAUGAAAUACUUCCGCACGCAAGUGGCAAGCCCCUUCCCCCACUGCAUAUAUCAACGCGACCGAUGUCUGCACCCCCAGGGCCUCGCAACGGUCCGCUGCAUAGCACCCCUCCGUCUAGGACCAUUUCUCGUGCAGGGACACCUGUGAUGGUCACUCCUCAGCCGUCUACGCGGCCAGGACCCUCAACCGUAUCACAACUUGGUAUUGGACCCAAACCUCAGCUGGAUGAAAAGAAGGUAGAAGAAUUACUCAAGCUUGAUACAGAUCAAUUAACCCUCUUACCCUUGGCGAAACUUGAACGGUGUCUGGUAGAUAUCCGGACAGAGACAACUAAUGUCUCAUCUCUACUUACACACAUUUUGCAAACUCGCGACGCUCUCCAGCAGGACUCGGAGACAUACAACAAGCUGAUCGCAGAGCUGGUAAGUGAGGCGCAGAAGAAUAAUGGUCAAAGUCGGACAGGUGUCAAGCGUAGCGGUACUCUGCGUUAA